UCUCCAGUUGCCUUCGCGUUCAACGGCCACAUUUCAAACUAGAAUGGCGACCGCCGUCUGCAACGGCAACAACGGCAAACCAGUGAAAACACACCGAGAACACCGGAGGAAAGCGAAGGAUUCUAGGAGAAGACAAGCGGCUUUGUUGUUUUUAACUAAUAUCUCACUCGACGGACGGCCCCAGUGUCAGCUCAGCGAUGGAAACACCGACCAAAAAGCCGCCGAGGAGCAGCAGCGACUCAGGCACAGAGACAGUGGCGCAAUGGUCGCGCCCCCGCCGGCGGAUAGCUAUGAACCGGUCCUCCAGGUGACAGAACCCUCCGCGGCCGGCAGUGGCUCGUCAUUCAGUUUUCCAGCACCUUCUGUGGUCAUGUCCCCGGGACCUACCGGGGCGACCAGUGUAGGCGCCAACGAGGUAUUUCUGGAGGGUGGUAGUGCGGCCGAGACGCUAACCCCGGACACCCCUCUGUCUCCUGUUACCACCGGACACCAGCCCUGCUCCCGUGUCAGGUCAACGCCCGCCGCUAUCAGCCCGGUACCGGCCGGCAAUCCUCUGGAUUCACGGCAGAGGUUGAGGAAUGUGUCUGGUUCUCCUGGACCCAAGGUGCCAAAGAAAGUCCACUUCAUCAAGAAUAUGAGACAGUAUGAUACCAGGGGAUGUAGGAUCGUGCUGAUUUGUGCCAAGCGGUCGCUAUACGCUGCUUUCUCAGUGCUGCCCUAUGGAGAGAGUGCUCACCUCAGUGACCCUAAGAUGGAGGCUCAUAGGCAGAGGUUGUCUUCUGUGGUGGCUGCUGACCUGCUUCCUUCCCUGGAGGGUGUGGAGCUUGGAGACUGUAGCAAGACGGUGUCCUACGCUCAGUUACUUUACCCGACCAAUGCCUUGGUGAGACAGAAGAGCGGCGCUGCACCAGAGACCUGCACAGCUCAGACCCCCCAGUCUCGCUUCCGUGGCAACGGGCAGAGGAACUUCACCCCGGCUCGUCUGAACAGCGGCGCCGCACAAGACCCAUCUGUAGAGGAGGUGGUGGAGUACGACCCUAACCUACUCAGUGACCCUCAGUGGCCUUGUGGGAGACACAAGAGGGUUCUGAUAUUUGCAUCAUACGUGACGACUAUUGUUGAGUAUGUGAAACCAUCUGACCUGAAGAAGAACAUGAAUGAGACUUUCAAAGAGAAGUUUCCUCACAUCAAGCUAACUCUGAGCAAGAUAAGAAGCCUCAAGAGGGAGAUGCGGGCCAUGAGCGACGACUGCGGCCUACAGCCGGUCACCAUCGCGAUGGCUUUUGUUUACUUUGAGAAGCUGGUGCUGCAGGGCUGCCUCAACAAGCAGAACCGGAAGUUGGUUGCAGCUGCGUGCGUGCUGCUGGCUGCAAAGAUCAGCAGCGAUUUACGGAAGCAAGAUGUCAAACAGCUCAUUGACAAGCUGGAGGAGCGUUUCCGCAUCAACAGGCGGGAGUUGAUUCCGCUGGAGUUCCCGGUGCUGGUGGCGCUGGAGAUGGGACUUUACCUGCCUGAGAGUAAGGUCAUGCCUCACUACCGCAGGCUGGUGCAGCAGCAGCAAGGCUAGACCGACAAGCUGCUGCUUUCAUUAAUACUGUAACACCAUCGAGUGUGUGUGUGUGUGCGGUGAGGUAAUUGUGACCGUUUGUGUGGUGGAUCGACCAGUUUAUAAGCUGUGGUGUUUGAAAGAAAUAAUAAUUCUGAUGUUAUUUAUUUUCUGUCGGUCGUGGCUUAAGUCGCUCACUGUUUAUGAAGAAUAACUAGUUUACACUCAUAUUUUGGACUUGUCUGUCUCCCUGAAUGUCUUUUUGUACGUGUGACGUUGCAGUCAUGAACUCUAUGUUAGAGAUGUUUGAUGAGCACGUUAAUUGUGCUAUUAUUUUGUUUUCCUGUGACCUGUUUGUUUUGGUACGUCCUAGUAUUCUUAAACUAUUUAAAUUAAACGUACGCUGUGAUGUUUGUGGAAGAAUCAUCUCCUGCACCUUUCUCGUGACUAUACACCGUCUAUUAUUAUGAACGACAAGGAACCAUACUGUUGAUUUAGUAAAUGCCUUUUUAAACUCACUGUGACUUUGAUGUAAUUUCAGCCGUGAGACUGACGCUGUCGAUUGUUGGUGGAAAAAUGAGAGAAGGAAGCAGCCUUUAAUUUAUGUUUAUUCAAUACUUGUAUGUCCAACAAUAAUCCAGCCACAUUCAUAUAUUUACCUUGUGAAUAAUAUUAGUUCAGAAUCUUGUGGCCAGCUGUGUUCAGACUGUGCCGAUAUACUGUAAGAAAACAGGAAUGUGGAGACAUUUAUAUUAUAUGAUUUAAUUUUAAUGUCGUUAACCAGGGAUAUGUUUUUAUAAACAAACACUGCACUGGAAUUUAUUCCCGUCUGGCUAGUUGACGUAUGUUUCCGUUCUCAGGAGUUUUACUUUCUCAUGUCUUUGAAUGGCUCAAAUCUAAUCCAAAGAGAUGUUUUACAUGCGUUACCGUUGCUGAAAUCACCUGUGCUAAAUGGAAGGUAACUGAUUGUAUUGUAACUCAAAGUACCGCACUGUGUUAACAUGACUGCAGUUGCCACUUAAUGUGUAGUAGUUCUUCAGAUUUAGGCGUCCAUGUAUGGAAAGAAAAAGUGCCUGAAACUACAGCGGCAGUGAAAGUGUUAACUUAUCUUAUGAGUGCUAUUUAAUGUUGACAUGUCGGAGUGUUGCUGCUGCUGUAGAGAUCUUUAAGUGUUGUGGUUGUUCUGCUCUAUGAAAGAUAAUUGAACUUUUCAUUGUGGUGAAAAAUGUAUGAUGAUAAACGUCCAAAUAGAUCUAUGGAACUGCAGAAACUGUUGUAUGGUUGGUGUCAAAAUGGGUAUUUAUUCAUGUUUUCAUACUGUUAAAUGAAUGUUUUUCAAAUAUAUUUUCAGAAACUGAAAA
Anarrhichthys ocellatus (wolf-eel) is the source of this 2907-nucleotide messenger RNA. Its product is annotated as CDK5 and ABL1 enzyme substrate 2-like. The record is from RefSeq and is a predicted model, not a curated record. Gene Ontology annotation, biological process: regulation of cell cycle. Lineage: Eukaryota; Metazoa; Chordata; Actinopteri; Perciformes; Anarhichadidae. Bases 44 to 1567 code for a protein of 507 amino acids. The transcript is spliced from 9 exons.